AUAGCUCUUUUUGUCAAACAAAAUGUUUAUUCCUUCACUUGACUUGGCUGACGCCACUCAAGCUUCUCUCUAUUCUUCUUUAUCUUUCUUUGGUUCUGUAAUUCUUCAAAACGGUAAUGUUGACCAAAUCAAGUCCUUAAUUAACCAAACCGGAUCUACUCUUUACUGGGCCCAUGCCAACUCAUCCGAGGAAGCCGUCCAACUCUGGGAUGUUGGUGUACUCAAAGUCAUUUUUACUUUGGAUACAUAUCUCCAAAUCCAAACUGAGCUUGCUGAUAUUGCUCAAGACCGUAUCGCUAUCAUCUCUACCUACGAUGAAAAGCUCAAGUCAAUCGAUGUGUCAACCUUCAUUAUCCAAGACGCUCAAGACUUUUCUGUCCUUAGCGAAUUUGCUAAACAGACCAAGUCUUGUUUAUUGGGUCAUGGUGGUGAGAAAUCUGUCGCUGUCCAAGUUUCCAAUGUCACUAUCGAAUCUAUUGCUGAGCUUCAAACUCAAAACCUGGACGUCAUUGUCCCUGCUUCUCGUUUAACUGUCAAUGUUGAUGACAAAUCUGACAAGUUAAACAUUGCUGAGGCAUUUUUGGCUACCGCUAAAACUGAUCGCCCUGAUGGUCUUUAUACUACCAUGGUCGUUGACGAAUUUAAUAAGGCACUCGGUUUAGUUUACUCUUCCAAGCAAAGUGUGGCUGAGUCCAUCCGUCUUGGCCAAGGUGUGUACCAAUCCCGUGGUAGAGGUCUCUGGCAUAAGGGAUUGACUUCAGGCGCUACCCAAACCUUGAAGCAUAUUGAUUAUGAUUGCGAUGGCGAUGCUUUGCGUUUUGUUGUUGAACAACACGGUGCUGGUUUCUGCCAUUUAAACACCCGUACCUGUUUCGGUCAUGAUUCUGGUAUCACUGCUUUGGAAAAGACAUUAAAGGAAAGAAAGAAUAACGCACCUGCUGGAUCUUAUACUGCACGCUUGUUCAACGACUCAAAGUUAUUGCGUGCCAAGAUCAUGGAAGAAGCUGAAGAACUCUGUGAUGCUACUGAUAAAGAUGAGGUUGCUUGGGAGGCCGCUGAUUUAAUUUAUUUUGCUCUCACAAAGUGUGUCAGCGCUGGCGUUUCCUUGGCUGAUAUUGAAAAGAAUUUAAACAAGAAAGCAAGAAAGGUUACUCGUCGUCCUGGUAAUGCUAAGCCCAAGUGGGAAGAACCUGCUGUCGCUCAAGAUACGGGUAGAAUUGAAAUGAUGAAGUAUUCUUUGGACGAUAUCUCUGUCAAGAAAAGAGCCAGCCUUUUAUUGCGUCCCAUUAUCGACUCCACCGAGAUUAUUGGCCGCGUUACACCUAUUAUGCAAAAAGUCAGAAAGGGUGGAGAUAAAGCUAUUAUGGAUUUCACUCGUCAAUUCGAUCGUGUCGACCUUCAAAGCCAUACUAUUCAAGCACCCUUCGACCCUGCUAUGAUGGAAUUGGAUCCUGAAACAAAGAAAGCUAUUGAUCAAGCUUAUGAUAACAUUUACAAAUUCCAUGAAGCUCAACUGGACAAAGAACCUUUAGUUGUAGAAACAAUGCCUGGUGUUGUCUGUUCCAGAUUUACACGUCCUAUUGAACGUGUUGGUCUCUAUGUCCCUGGUGGAACUGCUGUCUUACCUUCCACUGCCUUAAUGUUGGGUAUUCCUGCUAAGGUUGCUGGAUGUCAUGAAAUUGUGAUGGCCUCACCUCCUAGAUCCGAUGGAUCUGUUGUUCCUGAAGUGUUAUAUGUUGCUCAUAAGGUCGGUGCAUCCCACGUUGUGAAGGCAGGUGGUGCACAAGCUGUUGCUGCUAUGGCUUAUGGUACAGAAACCAUUCCUAAGGUUGAUAAAAUCUUUGGUCCUGGUAAUCAAUAUGUCACUGCUGCUAAAAUGGUUGCACAAAACGAUACUUCAAGCCUUGUUGCUAUUGACAUGCCUGCUGGCCCUUCUGAGGUCCUUGUCAUUGCAGAUAAGACAAGCAACCCUGUUUAUGUCGCUGCUGAUUUAUUAUCUCAAGCCGAACACGGUGCCGAUUCACAAGUUGUCCUUUUGGCUGUUGAUUUAACACCCGAACAUUUACAAGAGAUCGAAACCCAAGUACAUGACCAAGCAAUUGCUUUACCACGUUGUGACAUCAUCCGUAAGAGUAUUCCUCACUCAUUCACUUUAUCCAUGAAGACACUUGAGGAGGCUAUGAAGUUCUCUAAUGAUUACGCACCCGAACAUUUGAUCUUGCAUAUCGAAAAUGCUGCUAGUGUCUUGCCUUCCGUUGAUAAUGCUGGUAGUGUCUUUGUCGGUCAAUACUCACCUGAAAGUUUCGGUGACUAUGCAUCUGGUACUAACCAUACCUUACCCACCUAUGGUUAUUCUCGUAUGUAUUCCGGUGUUAAUACUAAUGGCUUUGUGAAACACAUCACUUCUCAAGAAUGUACUGCUCAAGGUAUGGACUUGCUCGGUGAUACUGUCAUGCGUCUUGCUGAAAUUGAAGGUCUUGGUGCUCAUCGCAAUGCUGUGGCUGUUCGCAUCAAUGAUUUAAGAAGAAAGUAAAUCAAAAGCUGCUUGAGAAAAAAAGUUAAAUAAUGAAAUACGGUGAACAACUCAUAGUGUUUGGAUAUUUAUAUUUUGUAAUAAAUUAAAUAAUUUUAUGUAUAUACCCGUCAUGGGGUUAAAU
Molecule: messenger RNA, 2657 nt
Organism: Mucor mucedo
Lineage: Eukaryota; Fungi; Mucoromycota; Mucoromycetes; Mucorales; Mucoraceae
Product: histidinol dehydrogenase-domain-containing protein
Exons: 2
Coding region: 23-2533 (836 amino acids)
Biological process (GO): L-histidine biosynthetic process
Cellular component (GO): cytoplasm
Molecular function (GO): histidinol dehydrogenase activity; metal ion binding; NAD binding
Source: RefSeq, a predicted model, not a curated record